CAAACCUACGACGACGGCGGUGACGACGACGACGACGACGACGACGACGAAAUGUCCAAACAACGACGAUUCGGUCAACACGAACCAUGUUAUAGACAUCCGAUAAAAACAUAGACGAGCGCGUUAUCUGCGAGCCUAAAGGUCGUUCGUCGUCGUCAACAAAUUGUUGUUGUAACACUAAUGCUGCUCACCAUAGUCCAAUAACGUACAAUAACAUUUUACGGUUGUCGCCACACAAAGGAUCGUGGAAAACAAUGUACAACCGUUGUUAUGAUAUUAUGAUGAUGUUGCCGUCGAUUUCGAAUUCGUUACCAAAAGUAAAUUGGAGAGAACCGACGGUACGCCAAGUACGCGAUACAAUUAUUCGGUGUUACGUUCAUUAUACAGGUACUCAUUUGUACGUCCGCGCGCUAAUCGUGAUGUUAUCGCAGUCGUCGCGGUCGUUAUCAAACGGCAAACAAUACGGCAGCUGGCUCGGCGUGAUAAGAACUUGUCGUUCACCGACUGCCGACGGCGACGUCCGGAUGGACUCCACCACGAACGGAGAUUCGACCGUGAUGCAGAUUGUCCGGCCGCAGAGCCCUGGGAACGACGUGGUUGUCAUGCCGGACGACCCGUUCGUUCCGAGUUACAGCGUCAGACUGCCCAACGGUACCGGCUACAUCGUUGGCAACAUCGGGCCCCAGGAAGAAAACGCGAACGGACGACCGACAGACGGAGACGGGCCACCGGCCCGAAUGGGCGAACCGAUCCCGUGGAACGGGUACCAGGCGUCCCGCGAUUUUCUGGACUCCAUCCUGAUUCAACCGAAGAUGUGGUUCCGGGACGAGGACGGGUUCCCGAUCGGCAAGGCCACGUGCAACGCCACUUUCGUCGUCAAGCUUCCGUUGGGAGCGCCCAGGAACACCGGUAAUCCGCUGCGUAUCAGCCAUCGGUCGAUCGUGGACCAACCGUACUGGUUCCCGUCGUUGAGAUGGAACCGCGUGUGGCCCGUGAACGGCUAUUACAAACGUUUCGCCGCGAGCUAUUACGUGAACUACUUGGACAGUUUGUACAGCGUCGCGCGCGAAGACGAGGCGACCUCGGCACUGGUACGCGAGAUGCGCACCGCGCUCAAACACAGCGACUCGUCCAACUGGUUGCACUUGGUCGUGAUGACGGCCAUGCUGCACCCGCACCCGCAAGACUACGGAGCCCUGACCGCGCGACUGGACCACGGCCAGCUGCCGGGCGCGGACUCGGUGCGGCGCGCGACGCGCCUCGUGCUGGGGCCGCACGGCAUUGCCCGAGGUUGGACCCGAACCGUGCCGAACAUCGCGUACGUGAUGCUGACGGCCGACGGCCAUGUGCCGCGGCACUGGUGCCCGGACCCGGGCUCGGACGGUGGAAGUUCGUACGACCCGGACUCGCCGGGCGUCGAGGACGAGAACGAAGACGCGGCCGGGUCCGGUGCCGGAUGGGCGGGCAGCGACACGUCCAGCCACGCGUCCGGCGACGAGCUGCAUCCGGACGGCCGGCUCCAUGUACUGGGACCGCGGUACGGUCUGUCGCGGCGGGAGCGCGGCCAGCUGAGGGAGUUCGACGCGUACGCCCGGUCGUUCCACAACAGUCGACGUACGCGCCGGUCGGCCCGACACGCCAGGCGCGAUGUCCGGUCGCGGUUCUGUCCGGUGCGCCGGGAACGCGAGCCGGCCUACGACCAGGAGGCGAGGUGUGCCGAGACGUCGGCUGCUCGGUGCGCGCGGAAACUUUGCGAGGACCGUUGGCUCGCGGACCGCGCUGAGGCGGCGCGCGCGUGCAAGAGGCGUCGCGAUGCACGUCGGUCGGCGGCCAAAAUCUUGCGCGUCGCCGAACAUCCGAUCGCCGAGCUGACGCGCAGUCGGUUCCACGAGUUCCGGCAGCAGCUCAGCGAGCAAGUGUUCACCACUUGGAAACGGUACUACGGCGUCUCCAUAGAAGAACCGUUGCACCUGCGGUGUUGGAUGUCGCCGAUCCGAUGGGUGCAGCAGACGGGUCCCAACUGUGGACUAGCAGUACUGGCCAUGGCCGCACGACCUAUCUUGGGUUUUGAGGUGGCAGUUAAUGGUGCCGCAGCCAAUAAUGUUUGUGACAGUUAUAACAAGUUAAAAAAUACUAACCCCACAAACGAUGCAGUGGAAGAAGCCCUGAUACAGAACAUAAAAAAAAAUUGGUCUGAAUUCGUUGGAGAUCAUACGUCUUUGCCGGAAAUACUUAAUCCGCCCACCAUAAAUCAAUUGCAACUAGACGCCAUCAAUCACGGAUACACGGCUCGCGGAGAAAUGUUCAGCGCUCUAGCCAUGACUGUGAUAGCGGAUAAACACCAGGCUGGCCGAUACAAAGCAUGGUUGGUGGAACGCGAUUUGUUAAACGACCCAACCCCUUCGACCUCUAAGUAUGACAACGCGCGCAAUGCGAGAGACGAUUCAUUCCAAAGCGAUCAAACGUCUAUGGACAAACACCACGAGCGACUAACCGUUCGGCCGAACGACCCGUUGUGGUCGGUGGAUAUAGUGCAACUAUUGAUCCGUGGUCAUCUGAUAGCAGUUUGUUUUGAUUGUGAUAAAAGCAUGAUGCCGAAUGCAACAGACGGUGGAAGUAAAGCACAUUGGGCACUUCUCUGUGGUGUGAUUAUUGGCCAGCCGUAUAAGAGUAAUAUGAUAACUCAAACCCGCUUAUCAUCAGCCCACGUCAAUAAGCCAUCCCUACCGCCAUCAACAUCAAACCGUUCCUAUAGCUCUGACCAUAAAUACUGGAAUGACGAUAUAAAAAAGGACAUUAAUCACGUGUGGGUAAUCGCCCGACACGGUAAAUCAGGUAAUAAGUACGCGAUUUGGUCGCUAAAAGAAUUAGUCGAUAGCAACCGACAACUUCGAAGACCUGCGGAUCGGAUUAUGAGAGCCAUAAGGUUAAAGAACCAAGAGGGCCGAGAACGACACGGUGUAGACACAACGAAAGAUAAAAUAAUAAGCCAUCAAGUGGAACGAAAUCUCGGAGACGUGGACCCCGACGGGUUUAACAUACUGGAAAAUAAUGAAUGGGACACAGGUGAUCCCUUGUCUAUAUUAACAGAGGCAGAUUUAUUAUCCCUAUUAUCGCCGCCGCCACCGCCACCACUAUCGCUAAUGCCGCUGUCACCGCUUGAGCCACCGAAGCCGUCGGUGUGGUCAUCCUCGAUGUGGUCAUCGCUACCACCAUCGCCGCCACCGCCACCACCACCGCAGCCAUCGAUGUGGUCAUCAUUACCACCACUGCCACCGCCACCACCGAUGUGGUCAUCAUCAUCACCACCGCAAUCGCCGCUACCGGCAUGGUCAUUACCAUCACUGAUGUGGUCAACACCACCAAUGAUGAGGUCAUCACCAACACCGAUGUGGUCAACACCACCACCGUCGUGGUCAUCACCAUCACCGAUGUGGUCAACACCACCACUGGUAUGGCCAUCACAACGACCGACUUGGUCAACACCACCACCGCCGCCGCCGCCGCCGCCGCCACCGCCACCACCUUUACCACCUCGAUCGAAUCAGUUGCAAACGAUGGAAUUGAUCAAAGAAGAUAUCAGUGAAGUAUCAUGGUUCGUCUUGCCCGAAGGCGAAAAUCUUCAGUCAUGUCUUGCUCGUAGGUACAUCUCAUUUGAACCGGUCCGACAGCCAAAAAUAGUGUCUUCCAGUACAAAGCACUCGGCAUUUAAGUCGGUAUCUGACCCGUUGGCCCCCGUUUCGUGUUACUUCUCGUUCAAAUGGCAGUCGAAGCUUGAUCAGCCGGAGGUCGUGCCCAUCACGGAGACCGUGGAAGUAACAUCAUCGGACGAGUGCCAAGAGACGCAUUCUCCGAAGCCGUUGUCCAAGCGGCGGAAAUCUCGGCAGCAGCGAGACAAGCGGCACCACCAACGCGAGCGGUCGGUCUCGACCAGUUCGUCGUCGGACGCUUCGGAACAUCAGCGGUCGCGGUCAAUCGCGCGUCGAAAUCGGAAGGAGAAACGUGCAUUGUCUCGGACACAGGUUCGCGGACCGUGGGCUGCGGUGCAGGACAGAAAUUUGGCAACUGAUCGAUCCCUUUCGCUCACCGCGCGACUACAAUCUCCACCACCCCCGUUGCCCCCUCGGCCCCCACCACCGACGCGAAAUUAGAGUGAUCUGAUCACAAGCCGUCCGUCCGUCAUCCCCAUCACCCGUUGUUUCUGAUUGUCGUGGCGAUUCAGACUAGUGGUGCCCUACCUGGAGGUCGCCAAAUAUUAUUAGGGGGUUGCCAAUGAUUUAAUGCCAAACGAAUAAUUUAUGUGUUUUAUUUUAUUUUAUUCAACUUUAUUCUUAAAUUUAGAUUUAUAACAUUUUAAUUU
Sipha flava (yellow sugarcane aphid) is the source of this 4360-nucleotide messenger RNA. RefSeq lists its product as uncharacterized. The record is from RefSeq and is a predicted model, not a curated record. Bases 255 to 4151 code for a protein of 1298 amino acids. The transcript has 6 exons. Lineage: Eukaryota; Metazoa; Arthropoda; Insecta; Hemiptera; Aphididae.